GAAGAAAAUGUUAUAAUCAAACUCUUCCUUCGACCUCCACAAUCAACCCGGAAAACUAGGGUUUUGAGCUAGAAAUUUUUUAGGGUUUUUGCGAGGUUGAGGAAAACAGCUUAAUGGAAGAAAUUGUUGAAGGCGUCAAUUCCAUCAACUUGAGUUCCGAUUCCUUUAAGAAGAAUCGGAUUCAAGUCUCCAACACCAAGAAACCCUUGUUCUUCUAUGUCAAUCUCGCUAAGAGGUACAUGCAGCAGCAUGAUGAGGUUGAACUUUCUGCUCUGGGAAUGGCAAUUGCCACAGUUGUUACAGUUGCUGAAAUUUUGAAAAACAAUGGAUUGGCUGUUGAGAAGAAGAUUGCAACCUCAACUGUUGAUAUCAAGGAUGACUCAAGAGGAAGACCUGUCCAGAAGGCUAAGAUUGAGAUAUUGCUGGGUAAAACUGAAAACUUCGAUGAAUUGAUGGCUGCUGCUGCUGAGGAAAGGGGGGAGAUAGGCGAUGCAGACGAGCAGAGUUAAAAGAUGAAUUGCAUUUGCUGUAUCUUUUUGUUUUAGCUAUAAAUUUUGUCGAUGAUGUUGAAUUUUCCAUCAAUUAUUUGUAGCUCUUUGCGGCACUAUUUUUCAAUCGUGAGUUUGUUCAUAAAUUUCGUUUUAGGGAUCUUCAGUUUCUUUGGAGUCUUUCUUUUUAACCUAUAGUAAACCAAAUUUUGUAUUGUUAUUCUUUUGCUACAGAUCAUUUGCUUUA
Cucumis melo (muskmelon) is the source of this 735-nucleotide messenger RNA. RefSeq lists its product as uncharacterized. The transcript is spliced from 5 exons. Gene Ontology annotation, molecular function: RNA binding. The record is from RefSeq and is a predicted model, not a curated record. Gene Ontology annotation, cellular component: nucleus. Bases 114 to 509 code for a protein of 131 amino acids. NCBI's taxonomy places the organism in Eukaryota, Viridiplantae, Streptophyta, Magnoliopsida, Cucurbitales, Cucurbitaceae.